Encephalitozoon cuniculi GB-M1 is the source of this 684-nucleotide messenger RNA. Its product is annotated as proteasome core particle subunit beta 2. The transcript has a single exon. The record is from RefSeq and is marked provisional. Gene Ontology annotation, cellular component: proteasome core complex. NCBI's taxonomy places the organism in Eukaryota, Fungi, Microsporidia, Unikaryonidae. The coding region runs from base 1 to 684 and encodes 227 amino acids.
AUGAUAACAAAGACGGGAACAACAAUUGUAGGGAUGAAGUACAAGACGGGAGUCAUACUUGCAGCAGACACAAGGUCGACACAGGGGCCUGUUGUUUCUGACAAGAACUGCGUGAAGAUCCAUCAGAUCACAGAUAAGAUUAUGUGUUGUGGAGCUGGAACAGCAGCAGAUGCAAGCAGGGUGGCAAGGAUGGCAUCCAGGGAGCUCAGGCUGUUUCAGAACAAGUAUCUUCGCCUCCCGCUUGUGUCCCACUUCAGGAAGGUGUGUACACAGCAUCUUCACAAGUACGGAGGAGGGAUAGGGGCAGCGCUGAUUGUCGGAGGGAUAGACAGUGAAGGGUGCCAUCUGUAUGAGAUUCAUCCUCAUGGGUCGGAGAACUCUGCUCUGUUUGUAUCUCUGGGAUCUGGAUCUCUUGGGGCCAUAGCAACGCUCGAAAGCAGGUACAGGGCAAUGGACAAGGACGAGGCCAUCGAUCUUGCAUGCGACGCUGUGAAGGCUGGGAUUCUCAAUGACCUGUACUCUGGGUCGAACAUUGAUGUGUGUGUGAUUGACUACUCCGGAGUUGAGUUUCUGAGGAACUACAGGAGGAUUGGCGUGUCUGAAAACACGGACACGCUGGUGUAUCCACUCGACUCUGUUAGGAUCAAGAGAGAGGAGGUGUUCGACAUUGUCGAAGAAUAUUAA